Molecule: messenger RNA, 4425 nt
Organism: Gregarina niphandrodes
Lineage: Eukaryota; Apicomplexa; Conoidasida; Eugregarinorida; Gregarinidae
Exons: 1
Coding region: 1-4425 (1474 amino acids)
Source: RefSeq, a predicted model, not a curated record
AUGGCUCCCGGCUGUACCUACACUGAGGGCUUCCAGAGUAUUACCCAAGCCCCCGACGUCUCUACUUUACCGGCGGCCGUCCAGGCGGGUUACUACCCCGGACCUCCGUCGCCUGACAUAGGCUACCUGUCAGAGACACUCGGACCCGCACCCUUUGGCCCUCAGCCAUUUGCGUCCCAGACGUUCGGACCCCAGGUCACGUUGGCAACCCAGUUCCCGGGACCUCAGGUUCCGUUUGGAUUUCAGGCUCCGGGACGCCAGCCAUUUGGGCCGCAGAUGCUGGGCCCUCAGAUAGGCGCCAUGUACCAGCGCACCUACAGACUGCAACACCUGGAACAGUGCCUACCGCCGUACACACAACCGUACCCACAGCCCGCAGCGAUCCCCCACCCGCAUUACUCGGCUGAGCAGUACCCAGUGGAGCAGUACCCGGUGGAGCAGUACCCAGUGGAGCAGUACCCGGUGGAGCAGUACCCGGUGGAGCAGUACCCAGUGGAGCAGUACCCGGAAGCCCGACAGUAUCCAGACCGGCCGCAACCAUGUGCAGAAGUUGAGUGCUCGGGGGGUGGUUUCAACGAGGACAUGGAUAUCGUUGUACCAACCGAACCCUACGACAACGCCAUGGGCUGCCAUCGGGAGACUCCGCGGAUAUCUGGCUUGUUUGGAGCUGGCCCCCCGUUCGGAACUGGUCCCUCAUUUGGAACUGGCCGCCCCCACUCGGGAGCCGUUACCGCAGUCAAUCCUCCCGCUGGGUGCUAUGUUGGACAGUCUUUCUGGGACCCGGCUGCGUCCAUACCUCGGCCGCGGGUGCAGCAGGAACCGCGGCGCGUCCCGAACCCCAUUGCGCCUCUGUCGGUCUCGAGGCACGUGGGCAGACGCCGGACUCGAUCGCCCGGCCUCCAAUCGAAACUCCAGAUGGCCGCAACCAAAAACGAUCGAACGGUCGGUGCCCGGCCCCACGGAAAUGGACGGAGCCCAAAAGGGCAGCCAGAACGGAGAUUGAAACCACAACUGAAACGGAGCGUGAAACCACAGCCAGAACGGAGCCUGCCGGAACGGCUGCCGAGCGACACCGAGGGCACCACACCUAUCGUGGCCGUGGCUGGCGACUCCGAUGAAGCGCUCGACGUCGGCGAGCCGAGGCUGCAAGACCUCUCGCCUGCCCGGGAAAGCACCCCUGACCAGGAAGGUACCUCUGGCCGGGUAGGCACCCCUGACCAGGAAGGUACCUCUGGUCCGGUAGGCACCCCUGACCAGGAAGAUACCUCUGGUCCAGUAGGCACCCCUGACCAGGAAGAUACCUCUGGUCCAGUAGGCACCCCUGACCAGGAAGGUACCUCUGGUCCGGUAGGCACCCCUGACCAGGAGGGUAUUCCUGAACCUCUUCCCGACAAGCAGCAUCCCACGGACGCGAACAUAAUCCUCCCGUCUGGUGCGGCGAAGUCUGAGGCUCCACGAGUCGAGACCCGACAAACCGGGGGUCUACCUGCGGAGGAGGCUUCACAGAACGAGGAACGUCCACAAAUCGAGACUUCACAAGUCGAUGCUCCACAGGCCGGAGGUCUACCGGCGGAGCAGCCUGAACAGAACGAGGGGGCUCCACAAGUGGAGGGUCCACAAGUGGAGGGUCCACAAGUGGAGGGUCCACAGGACAGGGCCCAUCAAGUCGAAGCUUCACAUCACGAGGCUGCGCAUGAUGAGGAUCCACGGACCGAGGUUCCGCUGCCGGAGGAUGCUCCACACGGCGACCAAGCUCUGCAAUCCGAGGUCCCUCAGACGGUGUGGACUCUACACGGCGAGGCUUCACAGGACGAGGAUCCGGCACCGCUCCCAGAGCCUUCACACGCCGUGACGCCACAGCAGAAGGCUCCAAGUGACUCGAUCCACACGCAGGCUGAAAGAACAGAAGUGGUUUCGGCAGGCUCGGCAGAAGCGACUGCGUCAGUUGCAGACGCCCCGCACCUGGCGGACCCGGCCAUGAGUGAGAGUCAACCAGUCAGCGAGAGUCAACCCUUGAGUGUGAGUAAACCCUUGAGUGAGAGUCAACCCUCGAGUGAGAGUCAACCCUUAAGUGAGAGUCAACCCUUAAGUGAGAGUCAACCCUCGAGUGAGAGUCAAACCCUUGGAGAGGGUCAAGGCGUUAGUGACAGUCAACUGCCGUGCUCUGAUUCCGUGUUUGAUGAGGGGUCAGGUUUGAGUUUGCCCGACUCGGACGAGGCUGCCCCCUCUCAGCGUUCUGUGUCCCUCGCCAGCGGGGAUGUCGCUGAGCCCGUUUCGACCGAACACGUUUCGACCGAACACGUUUCGACCGAACACGUUUCGACCGAGCCUCUUACGACCGCACCUGCUCCGACUGAGCCUUCGUCGAAGGCGGAGACCAGGGUGUUGCGAUGCCCUGAAUCUGCAGAGGUGGGCCGGAGCGUUCGAUGGAGGGACCAGGCAUCUGGAUUGGACAGUAGCGACGAAUCCGCGGGCAGUGGCGAAUCGGAGGACGAUCGACCGUGGUCUCGCAACGGGCCUGAAGACGGGGCCGCUGGGGAGUUGCACAGCAGCGCCGCCCCAUGUCAAGACGACUGCCGCCAGCGGCUUGAAAGCAGCAACCCUUUUGAAGCUACGAGUACCUCUCCUGAAGACCUGGUGGUUUUCAUGGACGGAGAAUGUACACCACCCGGCGUCAGGCCUGGAUCGAAGGCUGUCGUCCGAAUGGACAAUCACAAGCUUCAUUCACAUCCUCACACGGCGGUUGGAACUAACACGGCGGUUGAUGUUUGCUUAGAUACCGAAAAUGAGACGUUCCCCAAAGAGAAAGGCACAAUUGCCUCUCGAAACCCAGAAGACGUUGUGGUUGUAAACCCGGAAAUGGUUGUAAACCCGGAAAUGGUUGUAAACCCUGAAAUGGUUGUAAGCAUGGUUUCGGUGCCUAGGUCACUGGAACAUCCGGCACCGGUUGAGAAACCGCAGCGACGCGGAUCGGUCCAAUCCCCUCGAAUGCCUGGCGUCCUUGUGCCGGGAGUGCGGCGCGGAGUCUCCUGCGGAGAUUUAAAUAUCGAUUUGACUAGACCCAAGUCCAAGUCUCGAAAUCUGCAAAAAAGAUCACUGUCUCCCGCCAAUGUAAGGGGCCGUUGCCAGCAACUGGACCAGCAACUGGACCAGCCACCGUUCACGUUGCCCGCCGGACAGCCUCCGAUUGCAGAUCAAGGUCACGGACUAGCGCUCGGCGAGAAGAUCGCUCGCGAGGAGACGGCUGGCAAUGAGGAGAUUGAAUCGCGGGGUUACUGUCCUGCACGGUACAAGAGCCUAAAGAAGCAGGACUUGGAGGAACUGUGCGUCAAAGAUAAAAAACGUUUAAGAGUGUGUGUGCCACUAGCGGCAUUCCCGAAGGAGUUGCACUCUGAUGUAAGAGACAAGUUCGAUGUGCUGGAUUUGGAUGACCCUGAGUUGUAUUACGGUGAGGGCCUGAAUAAUCUAGUGAGACAGAAGAAAAGGGAAUUAGGGGAAGAUAGAAAAUUCAAGUUGGAGUGGGAACCGUCAGAAACCCCACCGGCUUGGCCGUCGAAAGCGCCGACAAAACGCGUUGUCGUGUGGGUAGAUAAGGCCGCCGCGAUCCAGUGGGACAUGCCCACCAAGGCGUUGCUGGCUCAGCCCUACCUGUCGCAACCGCCGUCAAAACCUCACCUCAUCGAGGAGGAGCGACGCCUGGCUGAGGAGCGACGCCUGGCUGAGGAGCGACGACUGGCUGAGGAGCGACGACUGGCAGACGUAGAGAAGCUCACAGGACACUGGACGGACAACUCGUUCAAAGCACUGCACUUGCGGGGAAACUACUAUUCCAUUUACCCCGCCGAAGCGUUUGUAGAGAGGGAUAUAGGUAACAUGGGGAAGGACUCCGCUGACAUGGGGAAGGACUCCGCUGACAUGAGGAAGGACUCCACUAACAUGAGGAAGAGGGACUCCACCGAAGAGCCAGAAGGAGGGCUUAUAAGCGGACUAACUGGCAGCAAAACAGUGGCCGACAUACUUGUUGAGGCUGAUCCAUGUCAUCGCCCCGCGGCCAGUGUCUGGUUCAUACCGCAGCAUGUGCCUCGCGAGACAUGGAUCAGCAUCAAACAGACUGAUGAGGACGAAGUGACGCCAAGUGACGACGGCGAUAAUUUCCCUAAACUACUGCGGUCUCCAGGAGGGAGACCUGUUUACCCUGCUUUAUGCACAUUCGAAGUAAUCAACUAUGACUCAGGCCUCGUGCACCUAGCUACCCCUCAUGAGGAAAGGUAUGUUUCAAGCCAGGUUGUGCCCCGAAUCCCCCUACUGCACAUGCUUACUCAAGGAAAUGCCAUCGUCGACGUUCGUCGGUUGCUGAAUAUUUUAAAGCAGCAGUGGCAAUCCCAGAGACCAACGUAUUUGCGCUCAUUCACAAACUUUAAGUGA